Molecule: messenger RNA, 3564 nt
Organism: Protopterus annectens (West African lungfish)
Lineage: Eukaryota; Metazoa; Chordata; Ceratodontiformes; Protopteridae
Gene: CDK11A
Product: cyclin dependent kinase 11A
Exons: 21
Coding region: 134-2512 (792 amino acids)
Biological process (GO): regulation of mitotic cell cycle; protein phosphorylation
Cellular component (GO): nucleus
Molecular function (GO): ATP binding; cyclin-dependent protein serine/threonine kinase activity
Source: RefSeq, a predicted model, not a curated record
AAAUCGUGACGCAUUUUGCGGCGCCUUCUUGCGAAGUCUAAGGGGAGUUUAUGUUUCUCAGUGAAACUGCCAAAUCCCCAAAGUCUUUAGUGGGGUAUUUGUUUCAGUCACUAGUUUGUUGGUGUAAUUUCAAAUGGGGGAUGAAAAAGACACUUGGAAAGUGAAAACGUUGGACGAAAUUUUGCAGGAAAAAAAGCGCAGGAAGGAACAAGAGGAAAAACUAGACGCAAAGCGUUUAAGGAAUACUGAUGAUCGAGAUUCUAAACGAGACUCCCUGGAAGAAGGGGAGCUACGAGAUCAUCGCAUGGAGAUAACCAUUAGAAAUUCACCUUAUGAGAGGGAAGAUUCCCUAGAGGAGAGGAAUGAUGAGGAUGACUCUCUGUCUAUCCACCCUCCCCAGCAAACAAGUAGAAAAGAAAAAAGUCAUCAUAGGAAGGAAGAGAAACGGAAAGAGAAACGGAGGCGCCGCAGCCAUUCCAUUGAAGGAGGGAAGUACAUGAGAGUGAAAGAAAAGGACCGUGAACACGACAGAAGAAAACGACGGCGGGAGGAACAUGAUAAAGCUCGACGAGAGUGGGAGAGGCAGAGAAAGAGGGAGAUGGCACGUGAACACUCCAGGAGGGAACGGGAUCGACUGGAGCAGUUAGAACGUCAGCGAGAACGUGAAAAGAAGAUGAGGGAGCAGCAACAAAGAGAGCAACAAAGGGAAUUGAAGGAGAGAGAGAGACGUGCUGAAGAGAGAAGAAAAGACAGAGAUUCCAGGAGGGAAGUUAGUUCAUUUCAUCGAAUUGUGAGAGAAGAUAGCGCUGAAAAAGGAAAAUCAAUACAGCGCCGAUUUAGUCCUUCGAGACUGUACAGAGAACGAUCUGAAAUGGGUGAAGGCAGAAAAGCAGCAAAAGAAGAUAAACAUGAUGAAAGAGAUCUUUUGUUAGAUCUGCAAGAUAUCAGUGAUACUGAAAGAAAAACUAGUUCAGGACAGUCCUCUUCAGAAUCAGCUACAGCUUCAGAGGAAGAAGAUGAUAGCAGUACUGCAGAAUCUGAGGAAGAGGAUGAAGAGUUGGAAACUGGAAGUAAUUCUGAAGAAAUCUCUGAAAUUUCAGCUGAAGAAUUAACUGAGGAGGAACAAAGUGAGGAGGAUGAGCAGGAAAAUGAGCAUCGCGGCCCUGAAGAAGAAUUAACUGAAGAGGAACAAAGUGAGGAGGAUGAACACGAAAAUGAGCAUCGCGGCCCUGAAGAAUCAAGGUUCGAUCCAGAGUCUGAAGAGAGUGUGGAAGAGGAGGAGGAAGAGGUGCCUGGAGCAUCACCUCAGUCAAAUGCCCCCACAGAAGGAGGAGGAGAGUAUGUGCCUGACUCUCCACCACUGUCUCCUGUUGAGCAGAAGAAGGAACUGCCUAAAUAUCUUCCUGCAUUGCAGGGAUGCCGCAGCGUGGAGGAGUUCCAGUGCUUGAACCGAAUAGAAGAAGGUACUUAUGGUGUGGUUUAUAGAGCGAAAGAUAAAAAGACAGAUGAGAUUGUGGCUUUAAAGAGGUUAAAAAUGGAAAAAGAAAAAGAGGGAUUUCCAAUAACAUCGCUAAGAGAAAUUAACACCAUCCUGAAAGCACAGCAUCCAAAUAUUGUCACUGUCAGAGAAAUUGUUGUGGGCAGCAACAUGGACAAGAUCUAUAUUGUGAUGAAUUAUGUGGAACAUGAUCUCAAGAGUUUGAUGGAAACAAUGAAGCAACCUUUCCUACCAGGCGAAGUGAAAACACUGAUGAUACAACUCCUUCGGGGGGUGAGACAUCUUCAUGACAACUGGAUACUUCAUCGCGACUUGAAAACAUCCAAUUUGUUGUUUAGUCACUCAGGAAUAUUGAAGAUUGGAGACUUUGGAUUGGCACGCGAGUAUGGAUCCCCUCUGAAGCCCUACACACCAGUGGUUGUUACACUUUGGUACAGAGCACCUGAAUUAUUACUUGGAGCAAAGGAAUACUCCACUGCAAUAGACCUGUGGUCUGUUGGUUGUAUUUUUGGGGAACUCUUAACUCAGAAACCACUGUUUCCUGGGAAAUCAGAAAUUGACCAAAUCAAUAAAAUUUUUAAGGACCUAGGUACUCCCAGUGAGAAGAUAUGGCCUGGAUAUAAUGAACUCCCAGCAGUAAAAAAGAUGACAUUCACAGAGUACCCUUUCAACAAUUUGCGGAAGAGGUUUGGCGCUCUCCUUUCGGAUCAGGGCUUUGACCUUAUGAAUAAAUUCUUAACAUACUGUCCUGCUAAGAGAAUUAGUGCAGAGGAAGCUUUGAAACAUGAAUACUUCCAGGAGACUCCACUUCCCAUUGACCCAUCAAUGUUCCCGACAUGGCCAGCGAAGAGUGAACAGCAGAGAGUGAAACGUGGAACCAGCCCUCGCCCACCUGAAGGAGGAUUUGGAUAUAGUCAGCUGGGUGAAGAUGACAUCAAAGAUACUGGUUUUCAUCUGACCACCACAAAUCAAGGAGCUUCAGCUGCAGGACCUGGCUUCAGCCUGAAGUUUUGAAUUUGUUUCAGGACAGAGACAGGAAUUAUUAAUGUUGUUGGCAUAAAACUCAGGACAGAACUACAUGAGUGAAUAGUCUCAAGCUGUUGCUGUCAGUGGAGAAGGCAGCAUGAUCCAGUGGUUGAAAUAAGUAACAAAACAAAAAGUACUGAGAUUUAAAUCAUUAAAGAAUAGCAGUCAAAUUUAGCAAAGGUAGAGACCCAUGUGGGCUUUCACUGGCUUUGGUUUGGCAUUGUGGACAAAGAAAGUAUCACUCCCAUUUUUCUGUCAUUGGAAUGUGUUGAAACAGUAAAGCAUCACACAGUAUUGAUUUCCAUGAGAUUUCGAUGGGUAGUGAGUCACUUUAUUAUUUCCAGAGCACUGCUGGUAUGCAGAGAAAAUGACAUUUGCACUUGUUGAUCUCAGACUUCAGGUUGCUGAAAGGUAUUUAUCAGCUUGAUACCAGAUGCAGUGAUGGCAGGUGUACAACAGUUUGAUGCUUUUUCUUUCAUUAUACUACUGUUCUUUCUAACUUCUUCGUGGAACAGUUAUAAACCUCUACACUGUGUAACAAUCUAUUAUUUUGUGCAGGCAUGUCAUUGCUUGUGCCUCUCUGCUGAUGAUGUCGUGUUAGAAAAUCUGAAACACUUGUGUUGUAGAACAAGGAUGUUCAUCAUUAUUUCCUCCAGUGGCAUCUUGAAAGAGGAUAAACUGUUUAGCAGAAAAGUAAUGAAAUGUAACCAUGUGAACAGAUCACAUUCUGCCUGCAAGAUAACUAGUGCUGGACAAUCUGCUCAAUAAGGAAUUAAAGACUUGGGUCUUGGUAGUAUUUCAUGUAAAAGAUAACAUUACAUUCAAAUAUUUUAAUGGAACCCUUUAGGUGUUUUUACCACAAAUUGUACUCUGCUGAAGACAUUACAAAAUUGUAAAUGGAGAUCCAUGUUUUCCAUUAGACUGUUGGCUUUCAGAUGUAUAUUUUGUAUUAAAAAAAGAAGGAAAGUUUUUGACGGAGAAGUGUUAACUUUUUAGGUUUGGAUCUUGAAAAAUUAAAUAAAAAAUGAUAAAAAUGGAAA